AUGGCUUCACCGUUCGACUUUAUCGUCGUAGGAGGCGGCCCAGCCGGCAGCGCCCUAGCAGCCAACCUUUCCCGCACCGCCAAGAAACCCUCCGUUCUUCUCCUCGAAGCCGGCGGCACAAACCAAGACCGCAACCUGCGCGUCGACGGGCAGCGCUGGACCACUUUUCUUAACCAGGACAUGAACUGGGGCUACAAAACAGCACCCCAAGAAUUCGCCAACAACCGCGAGCUGGAUUACUCUCGCGGUAAGGGACUCGGUGGUUCGAGUGCUAUCAACUUUGGUGUUUACAGUAUCGGUGCGAGAGAUGAUUAUGAAGAGUGGGCGCGCAUCGUAGACGAUGAUGCGUAUCGCUGGGAUAAGAUCCAUGGUCGGUAUAAGAGUCUAGAGACGUUUCAUGGAGAGCUUCCUGAGGGUGUUGAUAAGAAGUAUGCUGCGCCCAAGGCGGAAGACCACGGUUCCGAAGGGAAGCUUCAUGUUGGGUAUGCUGGCGAGUGGGAGAAGGAUCUCCCUCCUGUGCUGGACCUUUUUGAGAAGGCUGGUUUUCCGUUGAAUCCUGAUCAUAAUUCUGGAAAUCCGUUGGGAAUGUCGGUUCUGAUCAACUCGAGUGCUAAGGGACGGAGAUCAACUGCGAACGAUCUCUUGGAACCUAAGCCUGAGAAUCUUACUGUUUUGACGGAUUCAACUGUCCAGAAGGUUCUCUUGGAGGGCAACAAGGCUAUUGGCGUUGAAGUCAAUGGCAAGAAAUACCUCGCCUCCAAAGAAGUCAUCCUCUCUGCCGGAGCCCUCAACACCCCCAAGAUCCUAAUGCACUCUGGCAUCGGUCCCAAAUCCCAACUCGAAAAAUUCAACAUCCCCAUUGUGAAAGACGUCCCCCGCGUAGGCCAAGGUCUGCGCGACCACAUGUUCACUCCCCUAGUCUACACCCGCAAACCAGGCGACACCGCGCGCGACACGUUCUACGGCGACAAGAAAGCCAUGGACGACGCCCUCCAGCAAUGGCGUCGCGACGGUACUGGCCCCUGGACCAAGUUUGCCUGCGAGUUGGGCAUUGGCUGGUUCAAGCUUGAUAAGCUCGUCAAGUCAGACGAGUUCAAGGCCUUGCCGGCGGAGGAGCAGGAGUUUCUUAAGAAGGAGACUGUGCCGCAUUAUGAGAUUCUUACGCACUUUCCUAUCCAUUGGUUCAUCCCCGAGUUUCCUGACUCUGCGCUCAAUUACUCUUGUAUUCUGGUGUUUUACUACAAUGCGCAGAGUCAAGGAGAAGUUACGCUUCAGUCAUCUGAUCCCAACGCUCCUCUCAAGUUCGACCCCAAGUUCUUGGGUUCGCCGUUUGAUCGUCGUGUAGCUAUUGAGUCACUCCGCGAUGCUUUCAGGCUCGUGAAGCAUGAUGGCUAUGCUAAAGAUAACGUGGCUAUGCUUGCAGGACCACAGGGCGAUUCGGAUGAUGAGCUUUUGGAGCACUGGAAGAAUACUAUUUCUUCGAGUUGGCAUAUGACCGGCACUACAAAGAUGGGAAAGAAGGGAGAUCCCGAUGCUGUUGUUGAUAGUGAUUUCAAGGUUGUUGGCUUUGAGGGUCUUCGUAUCGCGGAUAUGGGUGUCGUUCCUGUUCUGGCGAGCUGUCAUAUUCAGUCUGUUGCUUACGUGACUGGUAUCACAGCUGCUGAGAAGCUCAUUGCUGAGUAUAAUCUCGUAUAG
Messenger RNA from Fusarium mangiferae, 1695 nucleotides. RefSeq lists its product as uncharacterized. Gene Ontology annotation, molecular function: oxidoreductase activity, acting on CH-OH group of donors; flavin adenine dinucleotide binding. NCBI's taxonomy places the organism in Eukaryota, Fungi, Ascomycota, Sordariomycetes, Hypocreales, Nectriaceae. The record is from RefSeq and is a predicted model, not a curated record. The transcript is spliced from 3 exons. The coding region runs from base 1 to 1695 and encodes 564 amino acids.